Clonostachys solani is the source of this 5736-nucleotide messenger RNA. The record is from the annotation of a GenBank genome assembly. NCBI's taxonomy places the organism in Eukaryota, Fungi, Ascomycota, Sordariomycetes, Hypocreales, Bionectriaceae.
AAUGGACAUGAUGUGCCUACCAACGGGAACGGCAAUAGCCCCCUCAAUGGCCACCAUGGAAGCAAUGGAAUCGGCCACCACACCAAGAAUGGCUCUGCUAUUUCCAAAGCAGGGAAAGCCUCCUCUGCCGGCCUCGAUCCGCCUAAACUCCUCGUAUUCAGUGCUGCAGACGAGAAAGCAAUGAAACGUGUGAUGACAGCAUAUGAAGAAUAUUUUGUCAGCAACACUUCCGAAGACAGUUCCAAGUUGGCCAAACUGGCUUACACCUUAUCGGAUCAUCGCAGCCGCAUGCUAUGGAGAUCAUACGCACUUGCCAGGCAUGGGUCACAGACAGCUGAGCCUUCAUUCUCUGCAGCAAAAGCAAUACGCAGCUCGGCAGAUGUGAACCUGGCCUUUGUUUUCACAGGCCAAGGAGCGCAGUAUGUUGGAAUGGGCCACGAUUUGUUGCAGUUUCUAGUAUACAAGGAGACUCUCCGUAAAAUCGAUAGCAUUUACAAUGGAUUAGGUUGCGAUUGGUCCAUCCUUGCAAUUGAAGAUUAUCAACACCAGAUUGAUAGUCCCGAUUAUAGCCAGCCUUUAUCUACAGCCGUCCAGUUAGGUUUGGUGGAUUUGCUGAAAAGCUUUGGGCUCGCCCCCAAAGGCGUGGUUGGACACUCAUCUGGAGAAAUAGCUGCUGCAUCACACUCGGCAGUGGAAACAGCUCUGGAGGCUGUAGGGCAGCUUUUCUGUCUGGGUCACCAAGUUUCUAUCUCAUCUGUCAAUCAGAGAAUGCCCUCAGACUCUUCUGAGUUUCUGCUCGAUUGCCCCGAAUAUCCUUUCGAUAGAACGCAUCGCUAUUGGGCGGAAUCACGAAUCAGCCGUGAUUACAGGCUGCGUGGAAAAGUCCACGGCGAAACCCUCGGCGUUCGAGCAUCAGACUGGAAUCCCUUGGAGCCUUAUUGGAGGAACUUCCUAACAGUGGAAGCAACUCCUUGGUUCAAAGACCAUGUGGUUGAUGGGACAGUUCUUUUCCCCGCCAUGGGGAUGCUUGUCAUGGCAAUGGAGGCAGUCUAUCAGGUUGUGCCGGAAGAUCAAGCCGUGGCAGGCUAUUACUUCCAAACGGCCGAGUUUAAAAACCCAGUUAUUAUCCAGGAGACUUGGGAAGAUCGAAUCGAAACCCAAAUGCGUCUUCGAACAGUCAACUCUCCAAAGGUUGCUGGAGAGUCUCAGUGGUUCGAGACAACUCUUUAUUCGUAUUCCCGAGACCAGUGGACAGAAUGUUUCCGGGCUACCCUCAAAGUGGAAUACGAAGCAGUAACAACCUCUGAGGCUAGCAAGCAAAGACUCGAAGGUCAUGAGGAAAUUCGACACUACUAUGACCAGGCCAAGUCAUCUUGCAAACACUUCAUCUCCCCAGAUGCAUUUUAUCGGGAUGCAGCUAAGAAUGGUAUCCAGUGGGGACAGACCUUUCAACUGAUCCAAGAUGCUUUCUAUGAUGAGAAACGAAAUGUCGCCAUUGGCAAAGUAGACAUAUCAAAGGGGAGACAUGUCACUAGCAGUCUUGUCCACCCUGCUGUGCUUGAUCAAGCGUUCCACAUGCUCCGACUGAGCGGAGGGCAACAGCCGUCAGGAAAUAUUCCCAUUCGGAUCCAAGGGGCAUGGUUCGCUGCUUCCGGGUGGCAGUCGCCGCAUACCAACUCCAUUAGCCUGGUGGCAAACUCCAAAGUCAGAUCAAUUGUCCAUGGCCCAAGCAUUGGAGAGGAUGGAAGUAUUCAUGCUCUAGCUGAUGAUGGGACAGUACUAUGUUCCAUCGAAAGAGCCGUGACCUCUCCUGUUUCCAGGAACGAAGACAACGAGGAAAAGAAGCUGCUGUACAAAAUAGAGUGGAAGCCCCAGCUGAGCCUCAUGACGAACGAGCAGCUGGAAAGAGAGUGCUUGACACAGGCCGCCCCCCGAGAUGAAAGCCUCAUUUUGAGCAAUCAUAUCAAGCUUGUCAAUGUCUUGGGUCUCGUUGCGGGCCGUACGCUAAAGACAGUAGAUGCCUCCACAGUUCCUCAGAAGCUGUCGCGCCAUUUCAAGUGGCUUGAAGAUCAAGUCAGAAAUCUCUCGCCAAGUCAGAGAGAGGAUGUGGAUAAUCUCAGCGACGAAGAAGUUGAAGCACGGCUUAUCGAAGUUGAAGAGGCACUUCCGGCUUGGGGGGUUUAUAUCGCCUGCGCGAGAAAACUUCAAAGCAUGCUGGCCGGCGAAGUUGACCCCCUUCAAAUUGUUUUCGAGUCUGAUCAGGCGAAGGUGUUCUAUGAAAACCUAUUCCUGAGCCUCUGCUCUGACGGGCGGCUGUUCCCCGUUCUUGACCUGGCCUCUCAUCAAAACCCGGCCCUUCGGGUUAUUGAAGUUGGUGCUGGAACUGGCGGCGUGACGAGACAUCUCUUCAAGGCGUGGGGCGAGCGCGAAAAGCGCACCGGAGCCCCCAGCUUUGCGCAUUACACUUACACGGAUAUAUCCCCGAUGUUCUUCGAAAAGGCCAGCAACUUGUGGUCUGACUUGGUGUCUCAAGACCGAAUUUCGUUUAAGACAUUUGAUCUGGGAGUACCAAUCCAGGAUCAGGGUUUCGAAAUAGGAACAUAUGACCUAUUGGUCGCUGGAAGUGUUAUGCAUGCCACGCCGGAUCUGGAGUUCACAAUUCGCAAUGUCAGAAAGUUGCUGAAACCCGGAGGAAAGCUUCUCCUCCUUGAAACUAUCAAGCCAAGUGACAUUGCUGUCAACUUUAUGGCGGGUCUUGUUCCUGGCUGGUGGGUGGCAACAGAGGAGUGGCGAGCAAAUUCGGCUGCUGUGGACGAGUCAGUUUGGGAAAGAUGCUUGCGGAACAACGGAUUCUCGGGUAAUGACCUUGUUAUCCGUGAUUACGAGACAGAACAGUGCCAUAUUAUGAGCAUAAUUGUCACUACUGCCGUUGAGGAGCCGAGGCAAGAUGUUUCAAAGACGACCUCGAGAGGAGUUGUUAUAGUUACCGAUGCCACACCGUCCGAUCAGCAGAGUGACUUGGCCACGGCCGUGGUAAACAAACUUCAAGCGUAUGGGGAGCCGUAUGUGUGCAGCUUUACCCCUGCCCUACUCCAAGAAGCAGCGAAAAACUGGAAUGAAGACACUGUCGUUAUCUUCGUCGGCGAAGUUAACAAUAGACCAGUGCUGGCCAACCUCAGCGAGGAUGAUUUCUUCAGCUUACAGGUUUUGAUGAAGCAUGCAAAGAAUCUGAUCUGGGUAACGGGAACACAUUACGAUGAUGAAAACUAUCCAGAUUACAGUCUCGUGCAGGGGUUUCUCCGCACAAUUCGCGCUGAGCAGCCAGAGAAUCAUAUUGUGAACAUUGCUAUCGAGGAUAGAAUGAACGAAGAGGGUUGUGCAAGUAUCAUUUCGACUAUCUUCAAUGAUGCAUUUGGGCAAUUACCAAGCAAGGAGUUGGAAUAUAAUGUUCAGAAUGGGCUGAUAACAAUUGGCCGUGCGGUUGAAAACGUUCCGGCGAAUGAGACUCACCGAGCCCUCGUCUCCGCCCAGCAAAAGAUUCUAAGAUGGGGAGAUGGGCCUGAGCUCCAACUCUCUGCCGGAACUCACGGAGAUCUCACCUCGCUGCGAUUCGUCCGGGAUGAACCUGCAGACACGCCCCUCGGCCAGAAUGAGAUUGAAAUCGAAGCUCAUGCCUGGGGUUUGGGAAGACGAGAACUUGACUCAGCACUUGGAUUGAUCGAUGAGGAUCAAGACAACAUAGGUGGCGAUUGUGCCGGUAUCGUAACCCGGCUAGGCCCUGGGUGCGGAACCUCAAUCAGGGAAGGGGACCGCGUAUAUAUGAGUACCAGGGGCAGCAUUCGGAAGCAUCCUCGUGCUUUGGAAACUUCUAUGAUCCGGAUCCCAGAAGGUUUACCAUUCGAGAAAGCAGCGUCGGAAAUUAUGCCAAACAUGAUUGCCUACCGUGCACUAGUUGAUGUCUCCCAACUUGAAAAGCAAGAGCGAAUUCUGAUCACCGACGGUGCCGACAGCCUAGGGCAGUCAGCCAUUCGGAUUGCUGAAAGACAAUGUGCAGAAAUCUUUGUUACAGUCACCUCAGAGGAACAGCGGAGAUUCUUGGUAGACAAUCUGAGUCUUCAGCAAGACCAUGUAUUCCUCUCUGAGGGUGGCUUUUUCGCCCAGCAGAUAUCCCGCGCCACAGGUGGCCAAGGUGUUGACGUCGUUUUCAACCUGCUCCCCGGCCAGGACGUGUUACAAGCCUCGUUGAAAUGUCUUGCGACAAAUGGUCACUUUCUCAGUGCAAAAGGCGUCGAUACGGAUGCAAAUACUACUCUUGCGUUAAACCAGAUGAAAGCAAACGUGUCUUUCGCAACAGUCGAUGUGUUGAGAUUAACGCCUAAAAAAACCGCCAAGCUGCUUCAGAAUACGGUAGAUCUGAUACAGGAAAGCUCUUACCAAGCCAGGAAAGAUCUUGAAGUUUUCGAGGUCUCUGAAAUUGAAAAGGCUUUCCAGCGGCUGCAGAGUGGCGAGCUCAGUCGCAGGGUGGUUGUGACACCCAAAGCGGAUAACCUAGUUCCGCAAUUCUCUAUCGACGAGAGAUCAUGGAAGUUUCUUCCGAAUGCAUCAUAUCUCGUAGCAGGAGGCUCUGGAGGCCUUGGCAGAGACAUUAUCAAAUGGAUGGUCCGGAGAGGAGCACGGCAUCUCAUUGUCCCAUCGCGGUCGGGCGCCACCUCAGAAGCCGCAAAGUCAUGGGUGUCUGAACUGAAAGCAAGUGGCGUCAAUAUUAUCACCCCUCUGUGUGAUGUCGCUUCUCAUGACGACCUUUCCAGGCUAUUGGAAGAAGUCUCAACCACGAUGCCUCCUAUCAGGGGUUGUAUCAACGCAGCAAUGGCUCUUGAGGACGCCAUAUUUCAAGACAAUAUGAAAUUCUCACAAUGGGAUACUACUGUAAGAUCGAAGGUUCAGACCUCAUGGACUCUCCACAAACUUCUGCCCAACGAUCUUGAUUUCUUCAUCAUGUUCUCCUCGCUCGCCGGAGUGGUUGGCCAGAUGGGCAGCGCGAACUACUCGGCUGGGUGCUCGUUCCAAGAUGCAAUUGUCCGCUACCGUCGCUCACGGGGACUCAAAGCAAUCUCUAUCGACAUUGGCUGGAUGGUCAAUGUUGGCAUCAUUGCAGAGAAGUUCACCUUCCAACGCCAACGUCAAAUUGCCAACGAUAUGCAAUUACUCACCGACCUCGAUCUCCUUGCUGUUUUGACGAUGUGCUGCGAUCCCGGCAUAGAAUAUCCGCUGUUGGAAGAGUGUAGGGGUCAGAUACCUUUCGGACUGGACAACCCAAGGAGGCAUCUUCUCUUAAAUGAACCGGUGCCGGCCAUCUUGGAUCGGCCUCUUCUAUCAACUUUCUCAUACGUUACCGGUAGUAGCAAGGCCGAGAAGGGGAGCAAGGACGACGAGGUAGAGAAGGCAGUCGCCUUGUUCCGCCAAUCGUCCGACUCAGCGGAGCGCGUCGCGCUUGUGUUCCAAGCCUUGGCUGCUAGGCUUGGCCGGGCCAUGUCAAUUCCAGCAAGUGAUGUAGAGCCAAACAAGGCCCUCUCAGCUUAUGGUGUCGACUCUUUGAUGGCGGUCGAGCUCAGGAACUGGAUUGGAAGGGAGUUAGGUGCUACUAUGGCUGUGUUCGACAUCGUUGGUGCCAAGCCCAUCGCGAGUAUUGCAGACCUUAUUGCAGAGAGGAGCACCAUUGGGAAAACCGCAAAGUAA